Molecule: messenger RNA, 1298 nt
Organism: Cimex lectularius (bed bug)
Lineage: Eukaryota; Metazoa; Arthropoda; Insecta; Hemiptera; Cimicidae
Exons: 6
Coding region: 476-1276 (266 amino acids)
Biological process (GO): snRNA transcription
Molecular function (GO): RNA polymerase II general transcription initiation factor activity
Source: RefSeq, a predicted model, not a curated record
AUCUCCAAAAAUUCACAUGCUCCACUAAAAAAUACGUAAAAAUUCUAAAUAAUUUAAGAAUAAAAUCAAAAAUGAAGGUAAAACCUUUCAACACUCUUUAAAAUUCUUCAUUGAAAAAUCUUCAAGCAUUACAGAAACACAAAAACAAGUUAGCCCCUGUAUUUAUGUUUUGAAAUAUGAUACAAAAGUAUGAUACAAGUUAAAAUCAGUUGUUAGAGUUUAACGGUAGAAAAAAAUAAAUAAAGCAAGUUAGAUUUUCAAAAUUGACAUAGUUUGGAUUUUACCCUUUUCAACCGAGAAGCUAGUAAUGGGGAAAUUUUGGAGGGAGCUUUUUUCAUUGGAGCUUUUGGAAAAUAACCUUCUCUGAUAAGGAUUUAGUGAUAAGGAGGGACUCGUGAUUCUCUUGGAAACGAAAAAACACAUAAAUAAUAAAAAGUCUUGGUGAAAUAAUGAUGUGAAGAAAGUGAAAGUCUUGAUGUUUGGAAAAAAAUCCGCCGAGCCUGUACCCGGACCUUCUGGACUGGCCGAGUCUUCAAAAAGGACCAGGAGAUUGAGGGUGACAUCGCCCUGUACUGACAAAUACAACAGGAAAUGGUCCGUCGAGGAGAAGACCCAACUGCUCGACGCCCUGAAAACAAUCGGACCGAAGGAUAUCGACCAGAUCGCCACGCACGUCCCUUCUAAGCACAAACACCAAAUUACGACCUUCAUCAAUUACCUGAAGCGAAAGGCCAAAGUCAUCCGAGAGAUGCGACUUCAAAUGAAGUACGUCGACAAAAUGUCAAACAUCAAAGAAUGGAUAUCCUGGGCCAAGAGGACGUCAACCGUCGACUCAAUUGGAGAAAACCUGCCGCUUUUGUUUUCAAUACUCGCUAUUUUAAAAUUUGAAAAAUUCCCCAGUAUGAAUUAUUCUGACAAGGAUUUUACUAUUAAUUUCAAUGAAGCAUAUUUGUUUCUGUUUUAUCUUCUCAACGGAAAUAAGGAACAGAUGAGAGUGGUUUCUGAACCAACGAGAUCAUUCGUGUUUGAAAGUAUUAAAAUGGCUGCAAAGUCGUCUGUCGUCCAUUCUGAAGCGUUGACCAAAAUUUUCAAUGGGAAGAUCAAUCCUUUGCAGUCAUUCCUUUAUCCUAGAAAAAUGAAUGACGAGAGUGUACAGGAGACAUCGCAUGAUCAGGAAGUAUUUCUGGAAUCGACCGUCAACAAUCCAUUAAUGUUCCCUCGCCAUACCGUCGAAGUGAAUUCUGAUUUAAUGAACCAUUACAUUGAAUUAAAAUAAUUAAAAAAAAAAAAAAACUGUC